Molecule: messenger RNA, 448 nt
Organism: Penaeus vannamei (Pacific white shrimp)
Lineage: Eukaryota; Metazoa; Arthropoda; Malacostraca; Decapoda; Penaeidae
Product: U-scoloptoxin(01)-Cw1a-like
Cellular component (GO): extracellular region
Molecular function (GO): chitin binding
Source: RefSeq, a predicted model, not a curated record
ACUCUCCUCAAGGUAUAUAUAACCCAGGAGGAUCCUUCGGGAGGCUCAAAGGACUGACCGAGGAAGCAUGAAGACUCUGCUUGCUGUUUGUUUGCUGAUGGGGGCGGCUGCCGCCCUCCCCGGCCUUCGUCUGCGGCGCGACUCCUCGCCCGAUCUCUUCGAGGUGCCCUCCAACACCUCCCUGGUUCUUGGCGGCAUCAACACGGGCUUCGACUGCGCUGACCUCCCCUACGGCUACUACGCCGACGAGGCCAACAACUGCGCCAUCUUCCACGUGUGUCUGCCCUACAUCGACCACAACGUGUACAUCUCCCGCCACUUCUCCUUCAUGUGCGCGCCUGGUUCCAUCUUCGACCAGGAGCGCCUCGCAUGCACCCGCCCGAGUUCGCCGUCCCUGCGCAGGCGGCGAAGGCUACAGGACCUCCAACGGCUACUUCGGCCGGAGUGA